AUGUCAGAUGCUUUAAUCGAGAAGAUUAAGGAGCUAGAAGAUGAGCUUGAGAAGCUCAGGUCCCAGCUGGGGCAAACCACCAGAGCUGGAGAGGAUUUGGGAAUGAUGUCCUGUUCACCUCUCAGUGAAAGCCCAGACUGCACCAUGUCUGACAGGAGCAGCAGGAAGAGGUCAGGAAAGCAGCGCCCCUUUGACUUCAGCUCCCAUCCCCGGCGCCAUGUGGCCCUGAAGCUGGCUUACCUGGGCUGGUCCUACCAGGGCUUUGCUGUUCAGGAGAACACAGACAACACAGUGGAAGCCAGGCUGUUUGAAGCGCUGCUGAAGACACGGCUGAUCCAGGACAGACAGAGCUCCAACUAUCAUCGCUGUGGACGAACUGAUAAAGGAGUCAGUGCUUUUUCUCAGGUUAUAACCAUUGACCUGCGAUCCACCCAGUUUUGCGGAGGACUCGGUGUCAGUCUCCCUGAGAGUCUCGAUCUCACUGCCAAAUCCAAGGAAUCGACCUCUGAGCUUCCAUAUGUGAAAAUGUUGAACAGAGUUCUGCCACAGGACAUACAGAUCUUUGACUGGGCCCCCACAGAGCAAGGUUUCAGUGCGCGCUUCGACUGCCAGUCCCGCACGUACCGGUACUACUUUCCCCGAGGGUUCUUAGAUGUAGAGCUGAUGGCAAACGCUGCAAAAAAAUAUGAGGGGACUCAUGACUUUCGCAACCUGUGCAAGAUGGAUGUGGGAAACGGUGUCCUGCAGUUUGAGAGGACCAUCCUGUCAGCAUCAGUCAGGCCUGCACACCCCCGGGUGGUUUCCAGUACAGAUCAGCAUGAGGUGUUUGUGUUUGAGGUCAAAGGUUUAGCCUUCCUCUACCAUCAGGUACGUUGUAUGAUGGCAGUGCUGCUUUUGAUUGGACAGAAGCUGGAGGCUCCAGAGAUCAUUGAUGAACUCCUGGAUGUUAAGAAUAACCCCAGAAAGCCUCAGUACAGCAUGGCAGUGGACUAUCCUCUGGUGCUGUACGACUGCCACUUUGAAGGUUUAAGCUGGCAGCAGGAGACUGAGGAGGUUAAUCACGUUCUGUCGUCACUGCAGCGACACUGGACGCAGAGUGCAGUCAAAGCCCACCUUCUGCUCGGGAUGAUCCAGGGUUUGGAGGAGAGAGGUGGUGUUUCUUCCGACCAUUGCUGGCUGCUGGAAGGCAGCAGGCAGAAAAAUUACCGGCCGUUGAUGCAGCGUCCAUGCUGCGAGAGCCUGGAGUCCAGGAUAAACCACUUUGUUAAAAGAGGAAGGCUGGAGCGAGAGGAGGGGGAGAACGGAGAUGAAACGAUUUACAGAGGGAAGAAAUCCAAAAAUUCCUACGAUGCGCGCCCUCCAUCUGUUUCCUCUGAGAUCCCAAAACAAAGCUUCGAUCAGAAAGAGGAGGAUUAAUUUCUGUUUUGGACCAUAACUGACUUGGAGGAUUUUGAUUUUGUUGCUUUUAAGAAGACAAAAAAAGUAAAAGGAUUUAAUUUAAGGAAAAAUAUUUAUUUUUUUCAUUUAUUUUAAUACUUUUGUUUGUGAACUUUUUUUUUCUAAUUAAGCAUACUGUUUAGAUAAAUAUUCUCAGUUUUCUCCAGAUUUACGAGUAGCAGUAUGCAACUCAGUGUUUCUUUUUAUUUUAUUCUAACAAAUGAAAUCAGCAUUUGAAAGCUUUUUUGUCAUUGUGUGUUUUUUAUAUAUGAGAUUAUCUUUAUCUCAUAGAAAACUAUAUUUGAUAUUCCGGAAAUCACUACAGAUACACGAUCUUUUUAUAGCAGCCUACAUCCUUAUUUCAUGCCAAGGGUAUUUUUCAGGUGUUCAGCAGUUGAAAGGAACAGAUCCUAAGCAAAUUAGAAAUAGUCGAAAGAGGAUUAAUCUGCGUAGUAAUUGAAGUGUUAUUCUAAUUAUGUAAAAUUAAUAAAAAAAAAAUCAAAUGGUAAGAAAUGUAAUGUUUUGGUUUUUUUUUAUUGGAUUAUUUUACAAUAGUCAGUAUUCAUCUUAAUUUUUGUAUUUCUAUUUUAAUCUGCAAGCCCUUCAAAUUAAAAUACAGAGAAGGUGUUUGA
This is a messenger RNA of Cyprinodon tularosa, 2069 nucleotides long. It is a transcript of the gene pus3, whose product is annotated as pseudouridylate synthase 3. Gene Ontology annotation, biological process: tRNA pseudouridine synthesis; mRNA pseudouridine synthesis. NCBI's taxonomy places the organism in Eukaryota, Metazoa, Chordata, Actinopteri, Cyprinodontiformes, Cyprinodontidae. The transcript has 6 exons. Gene Ontology annotation, molecular function: pseudouridine synthase activity; RNA binding. Gene Ontology annotation, cellular component: cytoplasm; nucleus. The coding region runs from base 1 to 1416 and encodes 471 amino acids. The record is from RefSeq and is a predicted model, not a curated record.